AUGGGUCGAGCAAUUUCGUUGUAUUUGGUUGCUGUUUUUGCAUUUUGGAGUGUUCUUGGUGUGAGAUCAGAGGAUGCUUACAAGUAUUACACGUGGACUGUGACCUAUGGAACUGCUGCACCUCUAGGGAUUUCUCAACAGGUUAUACUGAUAAAUGGACAGUUUCCUGGUCCCAGGCUUGAUGCUGUGACAAAUGACAACAUAAUCCUAAACCUCAUCAACAAAUUGGACCAGCCAAUCUUGUUAACAUGGAAUGGGAUCAAACAGCGAAAGAACUCGUGGCAGGAUGGUGUUUUGGGAACUAACUGCCCGAUCCCUCCAAAUGCGAACUACACGUACAAGUUCCAAACGAAAGAUCAAAUCGGGAGCUACAGCUAUUUCCCCUCAACUCUAAUGCACAGAGCUGCCGGAGGUUUUGGAGCUCUUAACGUUUACGCCCGAUCAGUGAUUCCCGUUCCAUAUGCUACUCCAGCCGGAGAUUAUAGUUUGCUUGUCGGUGAUUGGUAUAAGGCCGGCCACAAGGGAUUGCAGCAAAUACUCGAUUCAGGAAAGCCGUUGCCUUCACCUGAUGGAAUCCUUAUAAAUGGCCGGGGUCAAUCUUCUUUCAGUGGCGAUCAAGGGAAGACAUACAUGUUCAGGGUCUCGAACAUCGGCUUGUCCACAUCUAUCAAUUUCAGGAUUCAAGGUCACAAAAUGAAGCUCGUCGAGGUUGAAGGGUCUCAUGUGCUUCAGAAUAUCUAUGAUUCUCUUGAUAUUCACGUCGGCCAAUCCGUAUCAGUUCUAAUCACCUUGGAUCAGUCCCCGAAGGAUUAUUACAUAGUUGCCUCCACCAGGUUCACACAAACAGUCCUUACGGCUACUGGCGUGCUGCACUACUCGAACUCCCAGACACCGUUAUCUGGGCCUGUCCCAGCUGGCCCGACUAUAGAAGUGGAUUGGUCCAUUGAUCAAGCUAGAUCUUACAGGUGGAACUUGACCUCAAAUGCAGCUAGGCCCAACCCUCAAGGUUCGUUCCAUUAUGGGAAAAUAACUCCAACGAGGACAAUCAUUCUGGCCAACACAGCACCUGUCAUCAAUGGCAAGCAAAGAUAUGCAGUCAACGGCAUUUCCUACAUCAAUCCCGACACCCCUUUGAAGCUUGCAGAUCACUACAACAUUCCUGGAGUUUUCAGUGUCAACUCCAUCCAGAGCUCACCAUCUGGCGUUGGGCCCAGCCUUGGGACUUCUGUGUUGGGAGCCUCACUCCAUGACUUCAUUGAGGUCGUGUUCCAGAACAACGAGGACACGAUCCAGUCGUGGCAUCUCGACGGUUAUGAUUUCUGGGUUGUUGGAUUUGGGAAUGGCCAGUGGACGCAGGCUAGCAGGCAGACGUACAAUCUUGAUGAUGCUUUGACCAGACACACCACACAGGUAUAUCCAAAAUCAUGGACUGCCAUAUUAGUGUCUUUGGACAAUCAGGGCAUGUGGAAUCUGAGGUCGGCAAUGUGGGGAAGGCAAUAUCUCGGGCAGCAGUUAUAUCUGAGGGUUUACAACCCGACACCAUCUUUUGCGAAUGAGUACGACAUACCAACUAAUGCACUGCUUUGCGGAAGAGCUGUUGGCCGAAAACUUAUUUAA
Messenger RNA from Striga hermonthica, 1617 nucleotides. The record is from the annotation of a GenBank genome assembly. NCBI's taxonomy places the organism in Eukaryota, Viridiplantae, Streptophyta, Magnoliopsida, Lamiales, Orobanchaceae.